GUGUGAGUGAGUCUCUCGGUCACAUUCACACACCCAGUCGGAAAUCAGGAACGAAUUUUUCUUUUUUAUUGGAUAUGUUUUCUUUAUUUAAAAUUCAAAACCAACGCCUCUGAAAUCUCUGACCCCUUAGUUUGAUCACAAAAUCUGCAUGUGCUACGUCGCUGCUUACCGCGUCCCACACCUCUCUCUCUUUAAUGCUCGCAAAUACUAACAUCUAAACGAAACUCAGUCCUAUUCUGCAGUAUCCUAGGCUCCCUCUUUUACUUUUAAGUUACUUCCUUCUUUUCAAUCCUAAUCCGCCCAUUCAUUUAUUCCCUUCUUUUCCAUUAAUCUCUUCCUGUAUUUAUACCCACUAUUGCCUCUCUUUCUUCCCACCCACACCCGCAACCCCUUUUGAUCCUUCUUCUCCCAAUACAUUAUAUUUAAGCGCUCUCGCUUUGGGAUUUGCCUUCGGUUCGCGUAUGGCGAUUCAAGCGCAGUUGUGUCCGAACAACCUCGGGUUCCCUUUUUGUGGGUCUCAGGAUUUGAUGACCGAGAAUGGGUUAGCGCAGUCGUGUUUCAAUUCCCAACAGACACACCAGCAGCAACAGGAUUUGCGACAGUUGUACAAUGAAAGGCAGAGGAAUCAGAACGUGCUUGUCGACGCAAACCUUCUCUUCUCUAGUGAUGCCAAAGCAAACAACCUUAACCUAUCUUCACUGUCCAUUUCGCAAGGCCUGGCUCUUCAAUUCGAGAAGCAGAGCCAGGAUAUGGAUCGCUUCAUCAGAUUACAGGGAUUUGAAUGUUACUCUUAUGAAUGGUGCAGAAUGAGAAACUGAGAAUCAUGCUGCAAGAUCAGAGGAAGCAUCAAGUGGCGACCUUACUGAAGAAAGUGGAAUCCGACGCGAUUUACAUGCUGAGGCGGAAAGAUGAAGAAAUUGAACGGGCAACGAAGAAAACGCUGGAGUUAGAAGAGUUUUUAAGAAGACUGGAGGAAGAGAAUCAAGCGUGGCGUAAACUGGCUCAGGAGAAAGAAGCUGUGGUGGUAUCGCUGCACAACACAUUGGAGCAGGUGAAAGAGAGAGCUUAUCAUGGUUUCAACAAUGGAGUAGCAGCAGAUGAUGCAGGUUCGUGCUGUCCCGAAGAAGAGAACAGGACAGGUAUUAUUGGUGGGGAAGAGGGUGAAUUAGAAGUAGAACAGAGUACGAGAAAGAUGAUGGUUUGUAAAAGCUGUAAUUCUGGGAAGGCGUGCUUUCUGUUUCUUCCUUGCAGGCAUCUGUGUUCAUGCAGGGUUUGCGAGGCUUUGCUUCAGGCUUGCCCUGUUUGCAGUACGCCUAAGAAAGCUAGCAUAGAGACUUUGAUUUUCUAGGCUAGUUUUCCGGGAAAAGACGAAAAGUAAAUACAGAAUUGGAAGGAAAAGAAAAGGAAAAGGAAAAGGAGAUUGCUUAGAAGUUGCUGGGAUAUCAGUCAGAUGGAUGCUUGCACAUAAUCCAUUUCGAUGAAUGCACUCUUGUCACAAUGCAGAUUGUAGAGUUACUUUAGUCCAUUUUCAUUCAUGACUUCACCUUUUUUUUUCUUUCUCUCCAAGGGGGGAAAAGUUCUCACGAGUUAUAAAGAAAGUUAUUUUUUGACCGGUUCGAUGGGAUCUAGGGGAGCAUUUGGGACAAUUACUCAUUCGUUCAGUUUGAAAGUGAAAAAAUUGUGAUUAUUUAUUCAUCAACAGAUCUUUUCUAAUU
Messenger RNA from Prosopis cineraria, 1715 nucleotides. RefSeq names its product probable BOI-related E3 ubiquitin-protein ligase 3. The coding region runs from base 797 to 1348 and encodes 183 amino acids. The transcript is spliced from 2 exons. Gene Ontology annotation, molecular function: ubiquitin-protein transferase activity. The record is from RefSeq and is a predicted model, not a curated record. NCBI's taxonomy places the organism in Eukaryota, Viridiplantae, Streptophyta, Magnoliopsida, Fabales, Fabaceae.